AUGGACUCCGACCUCGACACCCUCAUCGACACUGCUGGUGCCAAGAGGAGCAAACGCCCUAGGGCGGGGUUGCUGAAGACCGGCCAGCUGAGCAAAGGCUCUAAGAGGUCCAAGAAAACACCUCCCCUUGCUCCGCCGGUUCCGAGCUCUGUUGCUGCGUCGACUACUCAGGCCAGCGCUUCCACGACGGCGCCAUCCUCGCAGGCCGUCGCCUCUGCGGUGGCACCGACUUCGCUGGUUGGUGCCCCCAUCAUGGUUGAGCCCCAACCUCCUAUGGUGGGUCAAUCAUCCUCUGCUCCGCUUUCCAAAAGGCCUUUUUCUUCCCGAGUUCAGAAGCUAUCAAUCUCCACCCAUAUGGACACAUAUGCGAUGAACAAUGCUGCUGGGUCUCAUGGAUCCACGCUGGUCUCAGAUGUCAUGUCCUGGAUCGGCCAGAGCUAUGGCAGCCUUGAAGUUUCUCAGUGGCAGUGCUUAAAUGAUACCCGAGACUGCAUUGCUCUUUAUGAGAAGAGUAUCGAGCACACUGCCACGCCUACACAAGAAGGAUAUUGGAAGCAUGAAGCGUAUUUGUUGUUUCCAGUUCAUUUGGAUGGAACAUUGUUGGACAAUGCUAACACCAUGAAAGCUAAAAAUGAGUUAUUCUCAACCACCGAUGUUCUUCAUAUAUUUCGACAGCUUUGUGCAAGACUCGAGCACAUGCACAAUUUAGAUCCACCAUAUGCUCAUAAUGAUGUCAAGCCUGGUAAUGUCCUCAUAACUCAUGGGAAAGGACAACCACCACUAGCCAUAUUGAUGGAUUUUGGCAGUGCUCGACCUGCAAGGAGGCAUAUUCAAUCUCGUUCAAAGGCACUACAAUUGCAGGAAUGGGCAUCUGAGCAUUGUUCAGCACCUUUUCGAGCUCCUGAGUUGUGGGAUUGUCCAAGUAAUGCAGAUAUCGAUGAGAGAACUGAUAUUUGGUCAUUAGGAUGCACUUUAUAUGCGAUAAUGUGAGAAUUCAUCCUUUGGUUUUUUUUCAUGUUUAUAACGUUUUUCAUCUCUUUGUUUGAUUCCUUCCUGUCUCACUUUUUUCCCCACAUUUAUUUACUUAUCUUGAAUUGUGAAACUACUUAUUUGUUUCUGUACAUAUCCGCAUAUGUGAAAAACUAAUUAGGAGAGCUUACAUUAGUACAUUUUCUUGAUAUGGUACCUGUCAUGUAGAUACAGAAAGUGAAUGCACUUUAUAAGAUCCCUGGUCAGUAACUCAAAUUCCUUUUUCUAAAAGCUUUCCAACUUUACUCCUUUGGCCUAUUGUAGUCUCAGGUUAUACAGAUUUACAGACUUUGUGUUGUAAAUUUUCUGUUUUAUAAUUUAUA
Humulus lupulus (European hop) is the source of this 1352-nucleotide messenger RNA. Its product is annotated as protein kinase domain-containing protein ppk38-like. Gene Ontology annotation, cellular component: cytoplasm. Gene Ontology annotation, biological process: protein phosphorylation. The transcript is spliced from 4 exons. The record is from RefSeq and is a predicted model, not a curated record. Lineage: Eukaryota; Viridiplantae; Streptophyta; Magnoliopsida; Rosales; Cannabaceae. Gene Ontology annotation, molecular function: protein serine/threonine kinase activity; ATP binding. The coding region runs from base 1 to 990 and encodes 329 amino acids.